AUGUUUUUCCAACCACCCAACGAAGAACCAGGCUCUAGUGAAAAUUUAAAAACUACCUCUCGGCGACAAAAGAAAUUAAGGCGUAAAAACAGGUUGAAAGCUAUAAAAAAAGAUCAGCUCGCAAAGAAGAGGCUCGCGCGCAAUCCUAUACCAACCACGAUGUCUUCAUGGGCUGAGAACUUUACGAGUGCUGCUACAUGGCAAUUGAAGCAUCAAGUAGCCUUCUGGAAGUCCCGUGCAACGGCUUUAGAGUACGAGAAUAAGUUACUGCACGAUAUUAUACGUAAAAACUAUUUGAAUCAAGGUCAAUCGGAUGAUAACUCUAGAUCAAAUUCGGAAGAAGAAGAGGAAUAUUUCGAACCUGAAAAUGAGGUUGAAGAAGACGUUGACGGGGAAAUAGAAGUGAGUGAAGAGUUUAUACAGUUUCUAAGAGACAAUAAGAAGUUCAGAGAUGAUGCAAAGAGGGAGAGAGAGCGGUUGAGAGCUCAGAAUGAUGAAGAACAAAGAGAAAUAGAAGAGAUGGAGGCUGGGCCUAUAGAAAACGGUGAAGAUCCUCAAGAAAGGUUAAAGAAGUUAUAUGGACGCGGUUGGGAGAGAAUAUCAGCUCUAGAAAUGUCUAUGCAAUCACAUUUUAUAAGUAUUUCCGAUCGGGAGAAACCAAUGUAUUGGCCUAAUAUACCAUUCAAUUUUAAUUUUGGAUAA
Molecule: messenger RNA, 702 nt
Organism: Spodoptera litura
Lineage: Eukaryota; Metazoa; Arthropoda; Insecta; Lepidoptera; Noctuidae
Biological process (GO): spliceosomal snRNP assembly
Cellular component (GO): SMN complex
Source: RefSeq, a predicted model, not a curated record